AUGGGGAAUAACCCGAGAAAUGUUGAAAUUGCUUGGGAAGAGCUGAUUGCAGCUGUUCCUGAAGCACAGCCAGAAAUGCCCGCUGAACCAAUCAUUGCUGAGUCGUUUGCAGCUGCUUCUGAAGUAGCGCCAGUAAUGCCCGCUGUGUCAGUCGUUUCUGAGCCGUUUGCAGCUGUUCCUGAAGCAGAGUUAGAAAUGCCCGCUGAGCCAGUCAUUUCUGAGCCAUUUGCAGCUGUUCCUGAAGCUGAGCUAGAAAUGACCGCUGAGUCAGUCAUUUCUGAGCCGUUUGCAGCUGUUCCUGGAGCUGAGCUAGAAAUGACCGCUGAGCCAGUCAUUUCUGAGCCGUUUCCAGGUGUUCCUGAAGCUGAGUUAGAAAUGCCCGCUGAGCCAGUCAUUUCUGAGCCAUUUGCAGCUGUUCCUGAAGCUGAGCUAGAAAUGACCGCUGAGUCAUUAAUUUCUGAGCCGUUUGCAGCUGUUCCUGGAGCUGAGCUAGAAAUGCCCGCUGAGUCAGUCAUUUCUGAGCCGUUUGCAGCUGUUCCUGAAGCUGAGCUAGAAAUGACCGCUGAGCCCGUCAUUUCUGAGCCAUUUGCAGGUGUUCCUGAAGCUGAGCUAGAAAUGACCGCUGAGUCAGUCAUUUCUGAGCCGUUUGCAGCUGUUCCUGAAGCUGAGCUAGAAAUGACCGCUGAGCCCGUCAUUUCUGAGCCAUUUGCAGGUGUUCCUGAAGCUGAGCUAGAAAUGCCCGCUGAGUCAGUCAUUUCUGAGCCGUUUGCAGCUGUUCCUGAAGCUGAGCUAGAAAUGACCGCUGAGCCAGUCAUUUCUGAGCCGUUUGCAGGUGUUCCUGAAGCUGAGCUAGAAAUGACCGCUGAGUCAGUCAUUUCUGAGCCGUUUGCAGCUGUUCCUGAAGCUGAGCUAGAAAUGACCGCUGAGUCAGUCAUUUCUGAGCCGUUUGCAGCUGUUCCUGAAGCUGAGCUAGAAAUGCCCGCUGAGUCAGUCAUUUCUGAGCCGUUUGCAGCUGUUCCUGAAGCUGAGCUAGAAAUGACCGCUGAGUCAGUCAUUUCUGAGCCGUUUGCAGCUGUUCCUGAAGCUGAGCUGGAAAUGACCGCUGAGUCAGUCAUUUCUGAGCCGUUUGCAGCUGUUCCUGAAGCUGAGCUAGAAAUGACCGCUGAGUCAGUCAUUUCUGAGCCUUUUGCAGCUGUUCCUGAAGCUGAGCUAGAAAUGACCGCUGAGUCAGUCAUUUCUGAGCCGAAAGCAGCUGUUCCUGAAGCAGAGCUAGAAAUGCCCGCUGAGUCAGUCAUUUCUGAGCCGUUUGCAGCUGUUCUUGAGGCAGCGCCAGUAAUGCCCACUGAGCCAGUCAUUUCUGAGGCAACACUAAGUGAACAGAAAGCUAGUAAAGCUGAGUCCCGGAGCUCUGGAAAAGGGAAAUUCGGAAAAAGACGUAGGCGCAGGAAAUGA
Messenger RNA from Penaeus indicus, 1452 nucleotides. RefSeq names its product calphotin-like. Lineage: Eukaryota; Metazoa; Arthropoda; Malacostraca; Decapoda; Penaeidae. The record is from RefSeq and is a predicted model, not a curated record. The transcript is spliced from 2 exons. The coding region runs from base 1 to 1452 and encodes 483 amino acids.